GUUGCAGUUUCCUUCAGGGUUAGUUUUGACCGCAUUUCGUACAGAGCAUCUCAACAUGGUGCCUCAGCCGCACAUCAUGCUCGACGUGGUACGGAAUGCUCGACGUUCCGUGUUCAUGCUCUGCGGAACACGGAACAUGGUUAUGCAGGGUCAGGUUCGCGAGGUUUGCAUCACCGUGGGGGACCCCGCCCGCGCACUCAAGAUGGCCGAGAUGUGUGAGCAGCACAAGGAGCUGGCGUACAACCGCGAGUACAGGUGACCAACACCGAGAUGGGUGGUGCGCAUAGAGAGGCCCUGCAUGAACAUGCCUGCAUGGGAUGGUUAGCUGAGCUGAUGUCGGUGCACGUGCGUAUGAUGCAUGCGUGCGUGUGUUGGUUCUCAGAUCGUUUGACGUGAAGCACAAGGGCAAGGCGUUCACCAUCAUCAGUCAUGGCGUUGGCGCCUCGGGCGCGUGCAUCUGCUUCGAGGAGCUCAUCAAAUGCGGGGCCAAGGUGCGCUUCACAACAGACGCACGUGGUGGUGGGUGGGUGGGUGCGCAUGCAUGCACACAUACAUGCGCAUGUGCUGCGUGGGGCGUGCGUGUGCAGGUGAUCAUGCGUGCGGGGACGUGUGGGAGCCUCAUGCCCGACAAGUACGGGCAGGUAAGCAGUGCGAAACAGAUCCAGAGAUGUGCCGAGACACGCGCACCUGUUCAAGUGUGUAUGAUGCAUGGGCCUUCAGGGCGAUUUGAUCAUCUGCACCGGCGGCGUGCGCGACGAGGGCACCUCCGAGCGCAUGAUCCCCAUGAGUACACACAUGCACACUUCGACACAUGUACGUACACGUAUGUGAGGGUUUUGACCUGAUUGUGUAGGUUACCCUGCCGUGGCCGAUGCGGAGAACGUGUUGUUGCUGGAGCAAGUCAUCAAGGAACAGGGUAUGCACACCUGAGGGUGUGGACGCGACCCAUUCGUGCAUGCGGUUGUGCACAGGUGCCAAGUACGCCAAGGGGCUGAUGUUGUCGUCGGACGUGUUCUACCCCGUCAUAGCACCGACCAACUACGAAAUGUGGGCCAAGGUAAGGACGCUCCCGCUGCAUUCAUACCACCCAUGGGUGCCUGUUCUUGCGUAUCGGUGUGGUGUUCACAUCCGUGUAUGGCUGUUGUGGUGCCAGGCCAAUGUGAUAGGCAUUGAGAUGGAGGUGUCGGCCCUCUUCGUGCUCUGCCAGAUCAGGUGAACCACAGACAAAGAUUCGGUUCGCGUGUAUGUAGGGCUGCACUCUCAUGCGUAUGAGUGUUCAGGGGCUGCGCUGGCGUGGGUCUCUGCACCAUCGAUGGCUCGCCACUCAAAUGGGACUCGGUAUGCGUACGGGGCGCACAGGCCUCACCCAGCGUGUACGUGAGUUUCGCAUGCAUUGUGCUUCAGGGCGACUACGACCCCCACGGCACCAAGGUGGCCGAGGGCAAGAAGCGCAUGCUCGAGGCUGCCAUCGAGUGGGCCUCCCGCGCCUCCAAGCAGACAUAGACAACUAACACAACACACACUCGUAGAUACUAUCGAUGCCUCACCACACAUGCAUAGACACAUCCAUGGGACUUGUGUGCACCAUACACAUCCCAUACACAUCCCGCGCAUCCCGCGACGGAGGGGAGGGUUAGUAAGAAGAGGGAGUGGGAGAGAGUUCACACAUACACACCAUGCAACACCAUCCAUACCCAACACGAGGAUUUCUCCGUAGGACCUUUCUUGGGCGGAUGCAGUAGGGGGCGUUGUGUUGUUUCUUUUCCGUCUGCUUUGCUCGCCUGGCUGCCGUGUCUUGUGAGUGACAUUUGGGGGGCGCUCCGUGGCCUACAUAUGUUGUCACUCACAUACGCUAUAUAGUGUGCACCCGUAUGUUAUGUGUAUAUACGUAACAUAUAUAUGUAUGCCUGAGUGUGUGUGGUUUUCAAUGGAAUGGCUGUGACGGGAACGGAAAAGGACAAACAAAAGGAAAUUUUCCUUCGAGUUUGACGUCGUACAAAACACGUCUUGAGCUCCCCGCCCUACCUCCCCUCCUGUAUGUACGCAUUCCCGUCUUUCCUGAAUGCCUCCCAUCCCAGCUUAUGGACAGAGGACUUGGAGUAGAUUCAAUAUAUUGGAGGACUUGAGCCACGUAUUGAAUGCCUCUUGCGGC
Molecule: messenger RNA, 2152 nt
Organism: Vitrella brassicaformis
Lineage: Eukaryota; Vitrellaceae
Source: the annotation of a GenBank genome assembly